Molecule: messenger RNA, 1629 nt
Organism: Micromonas commoda
Lineage: Eukaryota; Viridiplantae; Chlorophyta; Mamiellophyceae; Mamiellales; Mamiellaceae
Exons: 1
Coding region: 1-1629 (542 amino acids)
Molecular function (GO): protein binding
Source: RefSeq, a predicted model, not a curated record
AUGGCGCCGGGGUCGGGAGAUGCCGAAGCCGGUGUAUCGGGGGCGAGCAUACUUGAUCUUGACGCACCAACCCUCGGAAACGUGCUCGCUCACCUCGACCCAGCCGAGAUAUGCAGGUUCUCGACCUUAUCCCGAUCGCUGCACCAGGCGGUGGAUGAGCACCUUUGGAGGCAGCUGUUUCAGCGGAUGUGGGACGAUCCCGUGUGGCCAGUGGAGUCAUACAGGGAACUCUUCAUGGACAGGUAUUAUGCGCUCGAGAACUUCGAUCAUUACACACGCGAACGGACUCCCGCCGGCGGCUGCAACGAGUUUGACAUUAGGUGUAGCGCAGGCAUUUUGGAGGAGUUGGCCGGCUGCUGUACAGUACUCGCUGCCGCUAUUAACGCAUCGAGACACCUCAACAGGACCGAGGAGACCAUUCGUGUGAACGAUAUGUUGGAGAAGACGUACGAAAUGUUCUGGAAGAUAGAUCAUUACACAGAGAGCAAUCUACGUCAUCGCGAGCUGCGACGUUUCAAUGGACCGUCCAUGGAGGAAAGACCAACGGACCUCGACCUGGACAAAGCUAUCGAACUAAAUAGAAAAGAAUGUCGCCAGGCGAUGUACGCAUCGAGCCUGUUGUUGAGUGCCCUCAUCACCAGGAGCGAAGUUGUGCGCGCGACUUUCCUCGAUAAGAAGUUCGAUUAUGAUAGUCAAGUGCUUUGGGCUGGGCAAAUGGGGUUGAUUAAGCAUCCUUAUCGGGCUAUGCGUUAUGGUGUUACCGAAGAGAAAGAACUGGACGCACGUCCUGUUAUCGGCUGGACGUGGGAUUUUCCUGUUUGUGAAAUGGAGACCAACGACGAUGCGUUAGCUGCGGCACUUGGGGGUGUGCCUCAAACACAGGCGCUUGACAACGCGACCGUGCCGAAAUUUCAUAAAUGGGAAAGGGUGCCUCCGAGCAUCGCCGUUGCUCUCUUCGUGGGGCCUCUAGCGCUGCUCGGCGAGCCUGGAAGGGAGUCGUAUCACGGUGUACCGCUACCAUCUCACCCGUACCUCACACCCGCUGAUCCAGUGCCGAGCGACGGCGACGAUCGUGUGCCGAUCAUCCCGAACAUGCCGGGCCGCGGCCCGUGGCCUCGCGGCGGGCGACCACCUCACGGCCAGAGGCUUCGACUGGAGAGAAUCGGCGAGCCCUCCACUGCGACGUCAAUGUCUGGAUCAUGGUUUGGAACGCGCCUCAGCAUAUCUGGAAAUAUGUCUUCUCGCGAUCCUUAUCGCUUCAGCGUUGACAGCGUUUUCCGAGCCACGCUGACGGUGACCCCUGAGGGUAAAGUUACCGGUUGGAUCAAGGACACUGUUGGAAACCUGACGCUUCGCGGCAAGGUUCACGUCGACUCCGAAGAACAAGAGGUGGUGCUGGACGGGACGUACACGGACUGCGGUGGUCUCCCUGGAGAGAUGUUCGGCUCUUUGCAGCACGGGAGGGCGCGGCUGAGGCUAUCCGGGUUUGCGAGCGCUACGUUGCUGGCUGGUGACUGGACGCAGUUCAGCGGCGGCCGCGAGACCCGAGGGGUAUUCUGCAUGUGGCCCAACGACGAAGGCAAGGACAGCAAGAAAGGGAUGAAGAGGACGAGAGGCGCUGCGCGUUAG